[Candida] anglica is the source of this 867-nucleotide messenger RNA. The record is from the annotation of a GenBank genome assembly. Lineage: Eukaryota; Fungi; Ascomycota; Pichiomycetes; Serinales; Debaryomycetaceae.
AUGUCUACUUAUUCUGAUAAUUCGUUCAACACUAGUCAUUACAACUUGGCUAGACCAAGUUACCCUGAUGAAUUUUACAAAACGUUAAUGGAGUAUCAUGACUCGAAGGGAAAAGCCCGAGGAUUAGCAGUUGAUAUUGGUUGCGGUUCUGGGUUUGUUACUUUCAAGUUGGGGAAAUAUUUCCAAAAAGUGGUGGGUACCGAUAUUUCCGAGAAAAUGAUUCAACAAUGCAAAGAACAGAAUGAGAGUGAUGGAGUUUCUUUCUGUGUGGCUUCUGCAGAAGAGUCACCAAAGGAGAUCUUGGCCGGUACCGUGGAUCUCUUGACUGGUGCAGAGUGUUGUCAUUGGGUAGAUCAUCCCAAGUUCUUUGCCGAGUCAUACAGAGUUUUGCAGCCAGGAGGAACCCUUGCCUAUUGGUUCUAUAAGGACCCAAUCUUUGUCGGGAACCCAGUAGCCAAUGAAAUAUAUGAGAGAUAUUGUUAUGGAUCGGAUUCUAGCGAGGGCUACGAGAAAUACAUGGGACCAGUCUGGCAACAACCAGGACGGGAUUAUUUAAGAACUCUUUUGAAGGAGAUCAUAGUACCAGAAUCUCAAUUUAAAGAUGUGAUUAGACACGAAUUCCAUGCUGAGGAAGAUCAAAAGUCUGACACAACCUUGUACAUUUCUCGUCGUGCUACUUUGAAAGACCUUUUGGGAUAUACAAAGAGUUGGUCUGCCUACCACACUUGGAUGAAGCUCUACGGAGCUGACCACAAGGACGUGGCAGAGAGGUUUGUGGAUGAAUUGAGGGAAGCUAUGGGAUGGUCAGAUGAUUACGAGUUUGAGCUUGUUUGGGAUACUGUUUAUACAUUUGCCACAAAGAGAUAG